Molecule: messenger RNA, 786 nt
Organism: Penicillium mononematosum
Lineage: Eukaryota; Fungi; Ascomycota; Eurotiomycetes; Eurotiales; Aspergillaceae
Gene: pdx1
Exons: 3
Coding region: 1-786 (261 amino acids)
Molecular function (GO): acyltransferase activity
Source: RefSeq, a predicted model, not a curated record
AUGGCAGCCAAGAUCACAGUCGGCCAGGUUCCGGCCAUGUUUGCUCGGCGUCAACAGAAGGUGUUUGGUGUCGGCAGACGCCUGCAAUCCACCUCUUCCGCAACCCAGAACCCCGCCUAUCCGCUCUACCCCUCCGUCGCCCAGCUCCUCCGUGAGAAGGGCAUCCCCAAGUCCGACGUCUCCAAGAUCCCAGCCUCGGGCCCCAAGGGUCGUCUCUUGAAGGGCGACGUCCUUGCAUACAUCGGUCAGAUCCCCGCGGACUACCCGUCAACCCAGGCCGCCACUCUGGCCAAGCUCGCCCACCUCGAUCUGAGCAACAUCAAGAUCGCCCCGGCUCCGGCCCCAGCUGCGCCAGCUGCGAAGAAGCUCCAGGAUAACCUGGGUGUGACGGUCCCGCUGUCCCGCUUCCUUGCCGUGGCUACAGACCUUGCCAAUGACGAUCUGCCCCGCUUGGCUAGCUCCAAGCCCUCCGCCGAUGAGCUCUUCGAUGAGGUUCUCGGCGCCAAGCCCAUCAACACAUCUCGCGGUGAUUACGUUCCCGAGCUGAACGCUUUCGAGGCUCCCAAGACUGUCCGCUCUAAGCCUGUCACCGAGGACUUGAUCGAUUUCCUUAGUGCGAAGUCGUCUAAGAAGUCUGCGCCUGCGGCUGAGGUUGAGAGCUCGGCUGGUGUUGCUUCCAAUGUUUUCAGCUUGACUGUCCCUGCUGGUGAGGAGGUCCGCGCUAAGGCAUUCCUGGAGCGGAUCAAGACUCUUCUCUCGGUAGAGCCGGCGCGCUUGGUGCUUUAG